Molecule: messenger RNA, 2931 nt
Organism: Syngnathus acus (greater pipefish)
Lineage: Eukaryota; Metazoa; Chordata; Actinopteri; Syngnathiformes; Syngnathidae
Gene: arcn1b
Product: archain 1b
Exons: 10
Coding region: 194-1726 (510 amino acids)
Biological process (GO): Golgi localization; retrograde vesicle-mediated transport, Golgi to endoplasmic reticulum; endoplasmic reticulum to Golgi vesicle-mediated transport
Cellular component (GO): COPI vesicle coat; cytosol
Source: RefSeq, a predicted model, not a curated record
UGAUCUGGCGCUGUACUUCCGGUGGAGACGUGGCUCUGCACUGCUGCCAUAUUGACGCCAGGCAAGCUAACAACCUCACAUCUUACUCAAGUCAGUUGGACCGCUUUACAUUGCCUAUUCGGAGCGAUCAACAGAACCCAAGCAACGCAGAUAAGAAGCUGAAGGCCGUCCUUCUAUAAAAAGAGAAACAAAAAUGGUGCUGUUGGCAGCGGCGGUGUGCACCAAGGCUGGCAAGGCCAUUGUAUCGCGGCAGUUUGUUGAAAUGACGCGGACACGAAUUGAAGGUCUCCUUGCUGCAUUUCCAAAACUGAUGAACACAGGGAAGCAGCAUACCUUUGUGGAAACGGACAGUGUCCGUUAUGUAUACCAGCCACUGGAGAAGCUGUACAUGGUUCUCAUCACCACCAAGAACAGCAACAUCCUCGAGGACCUUGAAACACUCAGACUCUUCUCUCGUGUGAUCCCGGAAUACUGCCGUGUGCUGGAGGAGAGUGAAAUUUCAGAGCACUGUUUUGACCUGAUCUUUGCUUUUGAUGAGAUCGUGGCGCUAGGCUACAGAGAGAAUGUCAACCUGGCUCAAAUCCGCACUUUCACUGAGAUGGACUCCCAUGAGGAGAAAGUUUUCCGUGCUGUCAGAGAGACCCAGGAAAGAGAAGCCAAGGCUGAGAUGAGGAGAAAGGCCAAGGAGCUGCAGCAGGCUAGAAGGGAUGCAGAGCGUUCCGGCAAGAAGGGGCCAGCUUUUGGGGGCUUUGGCAGUGGAGGCAUGACCAGCAUCUCCUCGGGAUCUAUCAUUACAGAAACCAUCGUAGAGCCUGAAAAGCCCAAGAUCACACCAACUCCAGUCAGACAAAGCGGACCAAGUAAAGCACUCAAGCUGGGGGCAAAAGGGAAAGAGGUGGACAACUUUGUUGACAAAUUGAAGUUGGAGGGAGAAACUAUCAUGCCAUCCUCUGGGAAGAGAGGCUCAGAUGUUUCAAAAGCUCUACCACCACCAGUGAACAUGGAGGGUGUACAUCUUAGAGUUGAGGAGAAAAUCUCUCUCACUUGUGGUCGUGAUGGCGGGCUGCAAAACAUGGAGGUGCUGGGCAUGGUGACGCUCCGGGUCACAGAUGACAAGAACGGACGCAUCCGUCUCGUUCUCAUCAAUAAUGACAGCAAAGGAUUACAGCUUCAAACCCAUCCGAAUGUGGACAAGAAGUUGUUCACAUCAGACUCGGUGAUUGGCUUGAAGAACCCUGAGAAGUCCUUCCCUCUCAACAACGACGUUGGCGUGCUGAAAUGGAGACUACAGACCACAGACGAGUCACUCAUACCAUUAACCAUCAACUGCUGGCCUUCAGAGAGUGGCAACGGCUGUGACGUCAACAUUGAAUACGAGCUGCAGGAAGAGAGCCUGGAACUCAAUGACGUGGUCAUUACCAUACCAGUGCCGUCUGGCAUGGGUGCACCUGUGAUCGGAGAUCUGGAUGGAGAGUACAAACACGACAGCAGGCGAAAUGUUCUGGAGUGGUGCCUACCUGUCAUCGAUGCCAACAACAAGACUGGCAGCCUGGAGUUCAGCAUUAGCGGACAACCCAAUGACUUCUUCCCCGUUAAUGUGUCCUUUGUGUCCAAACGCAACUACUGUGACAUCCAGGUUGCUAAAGUGACUCACGUAGAUGGGGACGCCUCAGUUCGAUUCUCUUUGGAGACCUCCUUUGUCGUCGACAAAUAUGAAAUCCUGUAAGAAUGUUCCAAGCAAAGGGAAAUAAAAGAAUGGCCCACUAAAUAUAGUCCAAAUCUGUGCUCCAGAGAACGAUUGACAAUUUCUAGCCUGCCCACCCUGUAUACUAUUACAGACUGUGUACAUCAACAGGACUCCAUCAUCCCUCCGGCAAAUUGCGCUCCAAGUGCUGGGGCAGACCUGCAGUGAUGAAUUUAUGUUUGUAAGAGCGAGAGGAUCAUCUAUAGCGUUUAAUUGAAAUUGUGGAACUACGGUGAUACUGUUGUUGUCCUGAACGGAGGCCGAGGAAGGUUGCGGGCAGGUCACAUCACGCUCAAUCAGUCAGUACAACUCCGGCACGAACACUUGCGGGAACACGAGGCAGUCAUCACUCGAAUUGCUCAACAUGCAUCCUCCACAACCACGCUUCUUCCCGCUCAAUAUUGCAUUGAAAUAGUUUGAUAUGGGUGAUUGGGGUUCUUGCUUUCUUUUUCUUCUCAUUAACUCCAGAGUUCUAAUUGUAUUUAUCAUAAGCAAUCAAACUACCGACAUUGUUCGCUCCAAUAUCUCAUUUGUUUUCUCGAGAACAUUUAAGUAGGAACUCAUAAAGGUUACAGAUUGGACCUUAGCUCAAAAAGAACAUGUUUGCAAUAUUGUAUGUUCUAUGUGCAGUCAUCUUCAUUUUUGCAAUGUGUCCUUCUUAUUUGUAAUGUUGAUAUUUUCGUUACUAUUUGCUGUUUAAUGUGUCAUCGCUUUCAACCACCAGUUGAAUAUAUUUGAUUAUUGCAACUUUGAUAUGUUUAUAACAUCUUUUGAGUCCCUCUUAAACUGUUUUAAGUGAUGGCAAUUGAAUAAUAGGGAGAUGUACCUUCAUCGUGGGCCACAAACACCGAAGCUCUAAACCACCACCACCCCUAAAAACUACAAAUAAACUGCAAAGCAUUGUGAAAUUGGGCCCUUCACCUCCUGACAAGAACCACACGUUUGUUCAUUUUGUCUUUUUUUUGGUGAUAAUUCUGACUAAGGAGAAUGUCUGGUGAAUGUUGGUUUAUUUUUCACUUGGACUCCUCAACUUUCAAUUUGGUAACGGUUGCGUGGCUGUGUUAGAGUUGGAAAUUACGGGAUUAAGCAUUUUUAACAAACUUUCUGAAGGGGAAUCGUAACAUUCCAUUGUACAAUUUGGGGCAAAACAAAAUCUUUACUGUAAUAAAAUGUAUUCAUGGAAAUUA